AUGUCCGAUAUCAAUCUGGUUUCAUCGUCGCGGCAUCCGACCCAGUUUUCCCUCACUUACGGUUUCUAUGUCGUGUUGGGUGGUCUAGUGGUCGAUGUCAGCGACAUAUACGACAACAUCAGGAAGAUGGGAUGGGAGAGUUUCUCGAUGUCAGACCGAGAUAUCAGGGACAAGAGCAAGGCAGAUAAUUUGUCAAAGGUGCUGGUCAUUCUCCAGGUAUCCUGGACAUUUCUGCAAUGCAUCUCGCGGCAAGCUUCCGGAUAUCCUUUAACCCUACUCGAAGUCCACAUUCUCGUGCAUGCCGCUUGUGCUAUGCUCAUGUAUGCAUUGUGGUUUCACAAGCCUCUUGAUGUCGGAGAUCCUUCGUCUGUCACCCUGGGCCCAGUUUCUAAAGAUGUGGCGCUUGCAUUGGUGAGGUCGUCUGGUUCAGCCUAUAAGCCGUUUACUGCGAUUGUCGGGCCUCAAACUCAGUUCAAGACUUCUGAUUCCGAAUACGUUCUUGAUUUUUUAGACCUAAUACUGGACCCCGGGUCCAAGAAACAACUGCCAAGCGAGGGCGACCUCCUCAUUUUCAAUACGAAAUGUCUGCAGUACCCGCAUGAAGGCUCAAAUGACUCGGAGCCACUGGCAGAGUCUAUUCUCGAUACUCUUGCUGUUGGUCAUAAAACAGAGGCGGAUCAGUCUCAGAUGGAUCCUGGAGACAAUGGUCCUGGUGACCGGUCAAUCACUCACGUCGGGAAUUGGUCCUGGGGCCUUCGACAGCGAGUGCACAGAAUCAUUCAGCUUUCGAUUACGAAAGAAUAUCGCGAGAAUUCCAGGGCUCAGGCGACUGACUCCGUCACAAUUCCAAACAAUGAGAUUGACCCUUGGAUGAAACCACUCCUAGGCGAUGAACGCCGCCACCGGUCCCACCUAUUCAAGGUGACUGUCUGUCUGUCUCGAAAAGAUCUGCUGCGCUGGCAUCGUGCUGGGCUUGCUUAUCGCCACGAGUUGACAGCCGAGGCUUCCAAGGAUUCAGUUUGCGAUGACAGCCACGCCACUGGGGGCAUCCCUCAGAUAUCACGAUCGGCUACACCUUGCUUGCGGUCGCUACAAGCGGAAGAUUACUCAGACCGUACAUCGACACAUUCAAACGGCGUUUUUGUCCUACGGUCACCCAAUCUGUCAUUCGCAACGACGCCAGCUCUGAGGGACAAUGCUCAAUACCUCGACAAGGCGACUCAGGCUAUUGUUUCCAUGACUCUGGUCUCUGCGGCCUACGCUGGUGUCCACGUGGCGCUUUGGAACUAUGAGUUCCCUACAGAGGUCGAGAAUUUGCUGUGGAGAGUUGCAAGUUGUGCACUUGGUGCUCCCCUGGCGAUAAUCCCUGGGAUUUGCAGUAUCACUGCUUGCUUUUCCUUAUGGCGGCAGAUCAAGGCCCUCGCAUUAUUGCUCGGCGAAGCUCUGGGAUCCCUUAAGGCGUGGAGUCCGGGACGACGGUCAGUGGAGCCCGCCUCUACUGAGGACAGGGACGACUCCGCUACGACCCGAAAAGAGCCUACUGGGAGAGUAACAAAAGAAAUGAGGAGACUAAAAAUCGAUUUCCUCAAUCUUCUGGACGAUCUUUUGUACUAUUCGAUUAUCUUCCUGGUUUUUCCGUCCAUGCUGGCUUCAAUGGCCUUAUAUGUUUUGUCCAGGCUGUACAUCGUGGUGGAGGCGUUCAUUAGUCUGAGGCGCGUGCCAGUCGGUGUGUACGAGACAACGACGUGGGCACAGUACAUUCCUCAUUUCUAG
This is a messenger RNA of Exophiala viscosa, 1773 nucleotides long. RefSeq lists its product as uncharacterized. The transcript is spliced from 4 exons. NCBI's taxonomy places the organism in Eukaryota, Fungi, Ascomycota, Eurotiomycetes, Chaetothyriales, Herpotrichiellaceae. The record is from RefSeq and is a predicted model, not a curated record. Bases 1 to 1773 code for a protein of 590 amino acids.